Chelonus insularis is the source of this 1555-nucleotide messenger RNA. It is a transcript of the gene ZnT63C, whose product is annotated as zinc transporter 63C. Gene Ontology annotation, cellular component: membrane. The transcript is spliced from 9 exons. Gene Ontology annotation, molecular function: zinc ion transmembrane transporter activity. The record is from RefSeq and is a predicted model, not a curated record. The coding region runs from base 162 to 1442 and encodes 426 amino acids. Gene Ontology annotation, biological process: intracellular zinc ion homeostasis; detoxification of zinc ion; zinc ion transmembrane transport. NCBI's taxonomy places the organism in Eukaryota, Metazoa, Arthropoda, Insecta, Hymenoptera, Braconidae.
CAUCAGUAUUUUUUAGCAGAAGAAAAACUCUUUUCCUCAUUCUCUGGAUGAUGACAAAUCAAUAAGCUAUUUAGUAUGGAAAAAACUAUGAUUCAUCGUGAUUUAUUCCUAUUGUAUAGUUAAAAUGACCAAGAUACCAUAGAGAUUGAAGAGAAUAAAUAAUGGGACGGUAUACUGGAAAAAAAUGUCGUCUUCUAACAAUGUUAUGGCUAACAGCCUUUUUCUUCUUGGUAGAAAUAGUUGUGGGUUAUGUGACGAAUUCUAUGGCAUUGAUUGCGGAUAGUUUUCAUAUGUUAUCGGAUGUAGCAGCACUUGUUGUUGCAUUUCUGUCUGUGAAGAUGUCACCAAAAAAAUGGUCAAAGAACACAUUUGGAUGGGCAAGAGCUGAAGUACUAGGAGCUUUGGUCAAUGCUGUAUUUCUUGUUGCUCUCUGUUUCAGUAUAACGGUAGAAGCUUGUAAAAGAUUCAUCGAAGUAGAAGUUAUUCAUGAAUCAAAACUUCUUGUAGCUGUUGGAGCACUUGGGCUUUUUGUUAAUUUAAUUGGACUUUGUUUAUUUCACGAACACGGAAAUGUUCAUGGUCAUUCACAUGGAAUCACUAGAAGUCAUAAUCGUUUGAGUACUCUUGUUGGUACUGAUGACAAUGAAAAUGAUGAAGCGUAUCGACCUUCACCGACACCAGUAAAAAAAGCACAUGGCCACAGCCAUGAUGCCAGUCAAAUGAAUAUGAGAGGAGUUUUUUUGCAUGUUCUGUCUGAUGCUCUUGGUUCAGUAAUAGUCAUUGUCUCUGCACUUAUAGUCUGGUUGACUAACUGGAAGUACAAAUAUUACAUUGAUCCAGCGCUUUCACUUCUUCUCGUCAUUCUUAUUUUACGAUCUGUAUGGCCACUACUCCAAGAGUCAGCCUUAAUUCUAUUACAAACAGUUCCAACACAUAUUCAGGUAGAUGCCAUUCAACAAAGAUUGCUACAAAAUGUCGACGGAGUUCUAGCAGUUCAUGAAUUUCAUGUUUGGCAAUUGGCUGGUGAUCGGAUAAUUGCUUCUGCUCAUAUACGAUGUCGUAAUUUAUCGGAAUACAUGAAAAUUGCUGAACAAGUCAAAGAGUUCUUCCAUAAUGAAGGCAUUCAUUCUACAACUAUUCAACCAGAAUUUAUAGAAUACAACACAAAUAGUGAAGUAAAAGAAACUCCAACAGAAGACUGUGUACUUGAUUGUCCUAAAACUGAUAAGCCUUGUAAUCAAGCUACAUGCUGUGGCCCUUCAAAGCAGGGUCGAGAAACUCCAUCACCUGCUGAGACACCAUAUAUGUGUCGUCAAAGGAACAGCUUAGCUCGUUCUAAUAUUGUUAUAGACGGUCAGGAGCAACAAGAAGUCAAUGAGAUGGAACGUGGCUUUUUAUUAUCACAAUUCCGUCCAUCAGCUCCACCUGAACCACCUGUUUAGUUUUAAUUUCAAUUCAAGACAAAAUAAAUUUACAUAGUAAAAAAUAAAUUGAAGUAAAACAAAACGACUUUAGGAGAAAAUUUACGAAAAUUUUUUAUAGACAAAAAAAAAAA